AUGUUCUCCGACUCUGUUGUACUCGUGACUGGAGCAUCAGGUUUCAUAGCCUCUCAUAUCGUCAAGCUUUUACAGGAAGAAGAUUUUCGGGUCCGAGGUACUGUUCGAAGCUUAACGAAUGAGGACAAGCUAAAACGACUGAAUUCAUUAUGUCCUCAUGCUAAACAUAAAUUAGAAUUACUAGAAGCCGAUUUACUUAUGCCAAAAACCUGGGAGUCUGCAGUUAAAGAUGUUGAAUUUGUUAUACACGUGGCCAGCCCUUCGCCUGAUGAUGAUGGCGGUGACAUAAUCAAAGUUGCUGUUGAUGGAACUAUUAAUGUAUUGAAAGCAUGUGCCAAUGCUAAUACGGUAAAGCGGAUAGUUUUGACCAGCUCUUGUAUGGCCGUAUUCAUGGUAAACCGACCUAGCGAGGUGAUCAGAAAAGAAGACGAUUGGAGUGACCCGUCUGAAUUAGAGCCUUAUUCAAGAAGUAAAACCUUAGCUGAAAAAGCAGCCUGGGAUUUCGUCAAGGAACUUCCAGCUGAUAAAAAGAUAGAACUAGCUGUUAUCAAUCCUGCAUUUGUCAUUGGUCCAGUUCUUCAUGGUUCGAAUGGAACAAGUCAAGAGCUAAUUAAACGUUUACUGGAAAGAUCCAUACCCGCCGUGCCUAAUUGUAACAUAACUAUUGUGGACGUGCGGGAUGUGGCAUUAGCACACGUUAGAGCUAUGAAGCUAUCAGAAGCUGCUGGUAUGCGCCAUAUUGUAGCCACUGCAAAUGUAUCUUUUCCAACAAUAGCACAGAUUCUAAAGAAGGAAUUCCUACCUCAAGGUUAUUACGUUCCAACAAUGGUUGCUCCAUAUUUCAUACUUUGGUUCGCUAGUUGGUUUGAUAAAGUCAUCAAAUUGAUAUUACCACAAGUAGGUAGAGAUUAUCAGUUCGAUGAUACUCGUAUGAAGAAUGUCUUAGAAAUUAGCCCACGAAGCAUUUCAGAGUCAGUGAUAGAUAUGGCCUACAGUAUGAUUGAAUCGGGUUUGGUUUUUAAAAGCGACAAAUAUCAUGGACCACCUCGGGCUGCAAAGUGA
Messenger RNA from Lottia gigantea (owl limpet), 1062 nucleotides. RefSeq lists its product as hypothetical. The transcript has a single exon. Bases 1 to 1062 code for a protein of 353 amino acids. Gene Ontology annotation, molecular function: oxidoreductase activity, acting on the CH-OH group of donors, NAD or NADP as acceptor. Lineage: Eukaryota; Metazoa; Mollusca; Gastropoda; Lottiidae. The record is from RefSeq and is a predicted model, not a curated record.